AUGGACUCUCUAAUUCGGUAUUGCUCCGAAGAAAUAGCAUUAGAUGGAAGCUCUGGUUGUGAUAUAGACCGUCUUUGGUCGUUUGCAGAAAACUUUUAUUUUCGCCAAGGAAUUGUGCAGAACUUGGACGACGACUAUAAGGGGUUCAUUUGGCCUUUGCUACUACAGGAAGAAGGAAUUGAACUUUGGGUUGAGGAUGUGAAUUCCGCCGAGAGACAUCAAAUAAUAGAUUCAAUUCCUUGGAAUUACCAAGAUAUUAGUCCCUUUGUACGGACCCAGCUGAGGUUAUUCGCUUCAGCGGAUCGUCAAUGGAUUAAUCUUACCUAUAAAACAAAAGCGGACUCUAAAAUACAACCUCUUGCUUUUGAGCUGCUUUCUUGUAUUUCAAGAUAUCGCCAUGAGGGUAUAGACCGCAUUCAGCUGUGCAAAGAAACAAAGCAAGAACCUAGAAGUGUAUUUGGCAGAAUACAAGCUCUCGAAGAUGCUUCUUUAAUUUCAAAGGUAUCUAUCAGCCGCUCCAAGGCCCAGACCGCUUUGUUGGUGUUAAAGCGGUUUGAGUCUGAGAAUAGUACCAUGAAUGAAUCCGUUGCACAAGUGUCUGGAGGCCAAAUUUACAAUACUGAUAAAAUUCGACAUCAGAUUUGCUCUGUAGUUCAGGAGUUUAAAAAUGGUGUUUGUCGCCAUGUUGAUGCCCGAACGAAGGUAGGUUUAAACCAAAAUAAAUGGGAACGAAGGUAUUUUUCCCGACAAACUAGUUUUUUGCACAACAAUGGCUAUAUCCGAAAAUGCCUUACUUUCCUCCCAAAUGCCCCUGAUCGUUAUAUUCGCUGUUUGCAAUUCUUAAAACCUUUUCCUAUACCUAUUUCUGAAAAUUCCAACCAGGAUAUAGACUUGUCAGACGCGGAUGAUAAUGCAGAAGAAGAAGAUUUGGAAGAUGACGAGUCCCAAUAUCCCAUUAAAGGAGAGUUUGACUCUUCUUUCCUUCAGCCGCUUGAAGACGAAUCACUAAUGGUGCCUCAAUGGUCUCGAUUUAAUCCUUUGGAGUUCCAAUGCUAUGUCGCUGUUAGGAAUUCUGGUUUGGAUGGGUUGAUAACUUUACGGAUUCUUCAGAAAUUAACAGGACUGAAGUUUAAUAAACCUUUGUUUAAAGUCCUGGGUUCUCUUGUUGAGAAUAAGUCCUCUGUUCCUGACUACCUGUCUCAUUUAGUCCUUACUAGAAUUGAAGAUAAGACAAACAAAUCCAGACAAUAUCGCUACUUCACUUUGCAAAACCAAAUCCAACGGUUGCUGCGAGAUGGUUUAUCCGUUGAAGAAAUAACAAGAUUAACCCGUAAUGUUCAGCCCACUGCUGGCGAGUUUCCUCCAUAUAAUCCUUCCCUAUUCACUGACGUUAAUGCUCUGUCUCCAGAUAACAGUUCCGCUAUUUAUUCACCUGACGGUAUGACGGUCUUGCCAAAAAAGAGAGGUCGUCCUAAGAAAGGUACGCCGAAAAAUGUUUCUUCCAUAUCCUCACCAGUUAAACAAGAAAAUUCUUUUUCUAUGUCCAUGUCCUCACCAGUAGUUCCUGCAAGCCAACCCGAUUUAUCCUCUUCUCAAAAUACAUCUUCCACCCAGCCAUCACUAAUGUUUAAUUCUGAUGCAAGUGGUUUAAAUGCUGAAGCCAGUGUGGAUGUCAAUGACAAUACUACUCUAGCGUCGAGACCAAGUGACCUUGAUUCUUUAUAUGACUUGUCUGUUAAAAAUCAGAGACAAGAUACCUUGAAAGAAUCUCCUCCUCCUCCAAAACCCGAAACAUCUGCGCUUGAUGUACCAUUUACUCCUUUUAGCAGUAUUGAUCUGAAUUUACCUCAAAUUUUACCUGGUUCUUCCGAUACUUCUAUCUCAGAAGGCUCUUCAGUACUUGCUUCCAAACGUCCUCGACAGGUUGUAGAUUUUGUCAUGCUACAAAGGAAGUCAUUAAUUAUGACUUACUUGGAGGAGAAAAACGGAGCUUUUGAGAUUUCGAAGAAAAUGUAUGAAGACUUGGCGGAUCUAAAGGUACGACGAGAUCCCAAUUCUGUUAGAACCGUCAUGGAUCGCAGAACGUUCCGUCAAACCCUUGAUAAAUUGCUACAUGAGAAAAAGGUACGUAAGGUUGUUUUGGCUUUUGAAAAUGGUUUCGGUAAGUUAGUACGGAAGGACAUUAUUGCAAAAUAUACUAUGAAGUCUGAAGAUCCUCGACUUUAUGAUAUUAAGCAUCAGAUGAUGAGCAACGAAUCCGAAUUUCGAAAUGACAAAGAAAUACUAAGAGGUGUUGAAAUUGAUAUUCCUGAUAAACCCAGAAGUAAAAGGCGAAAACAAGCCUUGCCGGUGGAAGAAGUAAAAACCCGUAGAGAAUCUCGAGCUUUUGAAAAGAACUUAAAGAAGCAAAAAGAAAAAGAAGAUCCGAUGGAAUUGGCACAAAAACUUCUUGAAUCGCUGGCACCAACUUUAACUCAACCCGGCAUAACUGAAGAUAAUACAUUGGAAUCACAACCACUCAGUAAAUCAUCUACUAAACUAAGAAAGGAUCGUUAUGCACCUAUACCCGAACUUGAUUACUACCCUAGUGCUAUACAUUCUAGUAAGCGAUCAGUAAAAAGACUUAAAAGUGACUUUACUGCUGAAGAAGAUGAUACUUUAAUUAGAGCAGUGGUUAUUAUUCAGGUACAAUACGGAGGCGUUCAUCGCAAUAUAAAGUGGGAAGCCGUUCAGAAAUGUUUGCCAAGUCGUGACAUUACCUCUUUGAGUCGAAGGUAUAUUUCAAUCCGACAACAUACAAAAUAUAAAAGUCUCCAGCAAUUCCUUUUGGCUAAUUGGACGCGAAUGUACCAGGAUGCUGUCACUCGUGGGGAUCUCACAUCGUAUCCAGAAAAUGUUGAUGAUUUUGACCCUAUGCCCUCCGUUAAAGCAUCGUACCGACCAUAUAUUAUAAGCUCUUCAGAUAUUUCUUCUUCAAAUCUUCCCAGUAGCUUAGAACAACUAUAUGAAAAAUAUGACGUUGAAAUGGUGAAAGAUGGGAAGGAUCCUAAAGAUUUAUUAUUUGAUUCUUCUCUUUCUGCCAUGGCAAGAAUGAAUAUUUAUUCAGACAUACCGUUCAUUAAGUCUGUUCAUGAGGAAGGUAAUAAAGAAGAAGAAGACAAGAAAGUUGAGCUUACUACCCUUGAAGCCAAGUCCACUAUUAAGAGUAUUUUAGCAAUUCCCGAUUCAGAUUACGAUUCCCAAUUCGCACAAUCACGAUUACUUAAAUUUCCUGAAGGAGCCUUGCUCUCUGCUCACGAUGAUCUGAUACGAAAAGAUAUAAUAGCACGAGUGCACUCAGAGUCAAAUCGGGUGCAACCAGGAAGAAAUUAUCACUUUACAGAUAAAUUUGCUAACUCACUAAAAUCCUCAUUUCCUCCUUUUUUGUUGCUUCAGGCUUCUAGAUUUUAUUCCUUUUUGGCGGAGGGUUUCCGAGAAGGUAAAAGCCAUAUGAUACAAGAAACUUGCAACAGUGGUACCAUGGCAUGUGUUUUGGAUCUGUUCUGUCGUGGAAAAGUUGAAACUUCAAUAAUUAACAGUAAGUUCAACGAGUAUGGUCUAGCUGAGGGGUAUCGAACCCGUCUACUGGAGCAUGAAAAUAUAAAAAUGGAUUUAAUACUUAGCAAGAAAGGUGAUGAUUCUAUUGAACCUAUUGACUCUUCAAAGUUAGUACCUCCACCUAAUAAUGAACCUCGGUUAUGGCUCGAUGGUAAUAGAGGUAUUAUUGAUCGGAUUUGGUUGGAAAUAAAACAGGCCAUUGUUUAUCAAUUGCUUAGGAGACCAGGAAUAGCGCGAAACGAGCUUGGAAGACUAUUGAGUCCGGGACUGGAUAAUAAUGAGUUACGAGAAGUAAUAGAGUACUUUUUGAUGGCUGAUGCCGCCAUUGAGAAGGAUGGUCUUUUCCUAAGUCCUGGAUUUUACCAUAAAUUAUUUUAA
Messenger RNA from Schizosaccharomyces osmophilus, 3975 nucleotides. It is a transcript of the gene sfc3, whose product is annotated as transcription factor TFIIIC complex B box binding subunit Sfc3. Gene Ontology annotation, molecular function: DNA binding. Gene Ontology annotation, cellular component: transcription factor TFIIIC complex. Lineage: Eukaryota; Fungi; Ascomycota; Schizosaccharomycetes; Schizosaccharomycetales; Schizosaccharomycetaceae. The record is from RefSeq and is a predicted model, not a curated record. The transcript has a single exon. The coding region runs from base 1 to 3975 and encodes 1324 amino acids. Gene Ontology annotation, biological process: 5S class rRNA transcription by RNA polymerase III; transcription initiation at RNA polymerase III promoter.